AUGAGUUUCUUCCCAGAAACGACAGAUGCCAGGAUUCUUGCAGCCUCAAUGAGGUCGGAAGCAUUAAAAGAAUUACUUAAGAAAGACGAGUGCAAAGUGACUCAAAUAUAUCCUUGGGUUGCUGAUUUCCAAGACGCCAAAAUUGCCGAUCACGACAUUGUGAAGGCCAUGAUCGCAACUGAGAAUGUGACAUGGAUGAACGAUUAUACGAGCUUUCAGGACGAUGAUCAUGCCUGGAGAGAAACCCCAGAGCUCAAGGAGACACCUCAGCAUCUGGACCAUUUAAAUCGUGGAUGUGUUCAUAAACUUGGCCAGGGAGGAGAAUUGCCCUAUGGGUGUUCAUCCCGUCCCGCUCACCGAAACAUAAUGUUUGACUUAAUUGAGGAUAUAGCCCGAGUUCCACUAACCGUUUCGUCUAAUAUUGCCGGAACGGUCUAUAAGGUGGCAACCGACACGGGCACUACUGCGGCGAAAAUUAUUCAGGACAAUGUCAACACUGUCUUCAAGGUCGGGAUGGACAUCUCAUCCACUGGGGUGAAGAUUGUUAGUGAUUUAGUCGGCGCCUUGGCCCAGGUUGGGUCCGGCUUCACGAGCACUGCAAUGAAGAUCAGGGGAGAUACGGUCAGUACUCUGGCAAAAUCAGUUUCCGACACGUCCAGCACCUCCUCCAAAUUCGUCAAUGAUAGUCAGACGACUGUGAACAAGAUGAAACACGACGCCGGGACUACUGUCCUCAAAAUCCGAGAUGACAUAAAUACGCUUAAGUUCCAAGCCGCCAAUUUACUUCUAAAGUACGCGACGAAUGUAUUCGCCGCUGCAGGCGACGCAGCGGUUGUUGAUGCGAUCCUCCAGGUGAUACACCGCUCCCUUGAAGUCAUGACACAGAGCCUCAGUGGGGUAUUACUUAUCUGGAGGGGCAUCUUCACCAAUGGCACGAAUGACGAGAAUCUAGCCUUCAUCUUAAACCACCUAUACGAUUUGCUGUGGUUCCUAUACGACCUAGUCAGGUCGGGGAAUGUUAUCCCUGGAUAUCUAGCAGCCGAUGGUACGAUUGAGUACAUGGCAGACGAGCAACCGGGUAUAGAUAAUCCAUACAACGAGUUUGAUCUUCGGUUGGAGCAGAACCGUGACGCCGUCAUCUACCAGGUGCAGCGGGUCACAAGAACGCUCACUGCCAUCCUCAGGAUGGGCAGAGAACGAGUGUUGCCAAACGGACUUGGUGACCUCAGAAUGAACGCCAGCUUAUCCAGUGACUUCGAUAGUAACGGCAACCCCCCGUCCUCAACUUACAUGUCCAGGCUUGGAGGGGAGGUGGAAUCCCCUCCGAAUGAGAAGUGGCUAUUCAUCAACGGUAUCGCGAACGAGUAUGUCUGGUUCCAGCGCUCGUGUGAUAAGAUCCGUGACACUUUCAAGAGAGAAGUCAAGGGUGUUUAUAACCGUAGUGACGGCAUCCUCUGGGACAUGAUCGAGUGUUGUGGAGAACACAGCGCGGUCACGGAAAGGUCAAACGAACUCAUUGCACUCACGCGGAGCAGCAAGGACGCGCAGGAAAGCCUCGAACGGGAGCUCAAGGAGGCGCUAUGGCCGACUAAUAGCAACGCCCCAGACAAGGUCGUCAUGAUCGCCCAUUCUCAAGGGUGUCUCCUCCUACGGCUAGUGCUGCAAAAGUUAGUGAGGGACCACGCAAAGAGCUCUCAAAAAAUGAGGGACAUGAAGGAAAGGCUGAGAGUGUUCACUUUUGGGAACCCGAGCCUUGAUUGGCGUGUCAUAAGGGAGACGGAUGAGUGCUUAAGAGAAUAUGCGAACCUAAGUGAAUAUGCGAAAGCUACCGAGCACUUUGCGCAUGAGGUGGACUUUGUAGCUAUGCUGGGGGUUGUGACACAUCGGGACGACCAGAAUUCUGGCUAUGAUAGGGUUUCGGUUUUCUACAGCCACGGUGGGAGGGGACACUUAUUCGGGGCGCAUUAUCCUCUUGUAGCGGGGGCUUAUAAAAAUGGGGAGAACUCGCAGUUGUUGAGGGCAGUGAAUGGAAAGGAAAUUGUUUAA
Molecule: messenger RNA, 2046 nt
Organism: Trichoderma gamsii
Lineage: Eukaryota; Fungi; Ascomycota; Sordariomycetes; Hypocreales; Hypocreaceae
Exons: 1
Coding region: 1-2046 (681 amino acids)
Source: RefSeq, a predicted model, not a curated record